AUGUCUACCAUCAAAGAAGGAGCAAAGGCACUUCUCUCCCGCAGCAAGCCAAUGAAACGGUUCCCACAACCAGUCAGUCUGCCCUCUACUUUUGUCAACACUAGGGUCAUGAGAGAUCAUUUCAAGAGACAAAUGUUUGAACAACAUGAAGUCACCUCUAGGGCACUCAAGUUUAUUGCAAGAAACUCGGCCUUGCCACAGAAGGUCCGGCUCGAAGCACAGCUCCAACUUAAUGCGCUUCCUAACUACACCAGGGCCAACCAGCUGAGGGGCCGCUGUGUCGACUCGGGAAGAGGUAAGGGUGUCAUUAGAGACUUCAGACUGUGUAGGUAUCAGUUCAGAAUGCAGGCCCUUCAGGGGCUCUUGCCCGGCGUCAGGAAAGGUGUCUGGUAG
This is a messenger RNA of Pichia kudriavzevii, 393 nucleotides long. RefSeq lists its product as uncharacterized. Gene Ontology annotation, biological process: translation. Bases 1 to 393 code for a protein of 130 amino acids. The record is from RefSeq and is a predicted model, not a curated record. The transcript has a single exon. Gene Ontology annotation, cellular component: mitochondrial small ribosomal subunit; ribosome. Lineage: Eukaryota; Fungi; Ascomycota; Pichiomycetes; Pichiales; Pichiaceae. Gene Ontology annotation, molecular function: structural constituent of ribosome.